GCCCGCCCACGAUGGUCCUGAAGAGUGCCGCCCCCUCGCAAUGGUCCUAAAGAGUGCCGCCCCCUUCCAAUGGUGCCGCACCGUUCUACGCAGCCCCCCAUCACCCUACAAACCCCCGCAUCGCCCGGGCAAAGCGGCUGCUCUGGGCCAGGGCUGCGGGAAGGUGCUCGUGCAGGACUCUGCCCCUCCAGGCACCGAGGUGGGCUGUGCGUCCUGUGCUUGCACAAGUUGUCCUUUAAACUGCUGAGUUGUUUUAAUUCUUCACGUGGCUGUGAAGCCUUGCGUGUUUUGAAGCAUCCAGGGAGUAAAAAGAGUCAUCAGCUGUUGUGUGCUCUUCCUUCUGCCUGGGAAGAGGAGCUGAGCAGCACCAGGAGAGCUGCAGGUGAGAUGUGGGAAGAUUUCCCUCUUCUUCAGGUCAAGGAAAAGCACCAAGCUCCAAACUGUGAUCCUUCAUCCCGUGGUGGAUCGAGGCCUUUCAGGAAUGGUGAAUGGAAACGACUUUAUAGUCAUCCCAGCAACUGGUCUGUUCAAGUCCAAAAUUCCUCCUGGGAGAGAUCAUUUUGCAGGGACUACAUCAAAUGUCGUGCAGAUGAUCUGUCAUGUGAAUGUUUCAUGAGGAGGGACUCUAAUCUCAUUUCAUCACUUCGCAAGGAACCCCCCAAAGCUUCUUAG
Molecule: messenger RNA, 672 nt
Organism: Pipra filicauda (Wire-tailed manakin)
Lineage: Eukaryota; Metazoa; Chordata; Aves; Passeriformes; Pipridae
Exons: 5
Coding region: 70-672 (200 amino acids)
Source: RefSeq, a predicted model, not a curated record